CACAGCCAGCCGUGCUCCAGCCCACGAGAAAACAACCCGCGCCAUGCCGCUCACCCAGCAGCAGCGAGAACGCGCCACCGCGCCUCCACUUCACCUCGUCUUCGUGCCAUUCCUGGCGCGCAGCCACUUCGCGCCCCUCGCGGCCAAGGCCGCCGCAGCCGCCGACCCCUGCGGAGAACACGGCGUCUCCACCGCGGCCACCACGGCCGCCAUCGUCACCACGCCGCACUUCGCGGCCCUCGCGCCGCCGUCCGUGCCGGUGCACGUGGCGGAUUUCCGCUGCCCGGGCGGGCACGAGGACUUCUCCCUGCUCCCGGACGAGGCAUCCUCCGGGCCGGCCUUCUUCGCCGCCGCGGAGUCCGCGCUGGCGCCGGCGCUCGCGGCCGCCCUCCGCGCCCGCGACGGGCCAGCGGCGGUCGUCUCGGACGCCGUGCUCUACUGGGCCCCGCGGGUCGCGCGCGACUGCGGCGUGCCGCACGUCACGUUCCACACCAUCGGCGCCUUCGCCGCGGCCGCCAUGGUCGCGGUCCACCUCCACCGCCCCGAGGUCCUCCCGGACCCGUUCGUCGUCCCCGGCGGGUUCCCGUGCCCCCUCAAGCUGCGCAGGGCGCAGGUCAACGAGGAGGCUCUGGCGCACCUCCCGCUCUUCCGCGCCGCCGAGGCCGAGAGCUGCGCCAUCGCGUUCAACACCUUCUCGGCGCUCGAGGCCGACUUCGCCGCCUACUACCAGAGCCAGCUCGUCGGGCGCCGCAAGGAGGUGUUCCUCGUCGGCCCCACGCGCGCCGCCGCUGUCUCUGCCCGCACCGCCGAGCGGGACCCCAUCCUGCAGUGGCUCGACGGCCGCCCGGCGGGGUCGGUGGUGUACGUGUGCUUCGGGAGCACGUGCGCGCUGGGCGAGAGCCAGCUCCGCGAGCUUGCCGCCGGGCUGCGCGCGUCCGGCCGGCCGUUCCUCUGUGUGAUCCCGGCGGCCGGAGGGGAGGGUGGGGGCGGCGGCACGUCUCGGGAGGAGUGCGCGUCCAGCCACGGCAUGGUGGUGGCCGGGCGGUGGGCGCCGCAGGCGGAGAUCCUGGCGCACCGCGCCGUGGGCGGGUUCGUGACCCACUGCGGCUGGAACUCGGUGCUGGAGGCCGUCUGCGCCGGCGUGCCACUCGCGACGUGGCCGCUCCGCGCCGAGCAGUUUGUGAACGAGGCGUUCCUCGUGGAGGUGCUCCGCGUGGGGGUGCGGGUGCGCGAGGGGGGCCUGGAGGCCGUGGUGCCGGCCGACGCGGUGGCGCGCACCGUGGGGAGGCUCAUGGGCGACGGCCAAGGCGAGGAGGCGGCCGCGGCGGCGAGGAGGGCCAGGUCCAGGGAGCUCGGCGCCGCGGCGCGUGCGGCGGUAGCUGAGGGCGGCUCGUCUUGCGGUGACUGGGCACGGCUGGUAGAAGAGCUCAAGGCGUUGCACGGUAGCAAGAGUGAUCCACCGAUGUGAUUGGUUCCUAAUACUUGUCACGCACGGCGAACGCGGUACAUGCUUGGCUGCCCUUGCUGCCAAAAGCAUAAAGACACCAGAAAUAAAGAGAAACAAAAUAUAAACUGGACACCAUGUUCUACGCGCUCUCACGUUUUCGUGACCAUAUGGCUAGUCCCAGUGCAGGUUUCAUUGCACUGUUUUCAAAG
Setaria italica (foxtail millet) is the source of this 1656-nucleotide messenger RNA. RefSeq names its product UDP-glycosyltransferase 73B4. Bases 44 to 1468 code for a protein of 474 amino acids. Lineage: Eukaryota; Viridiplantae; Streptophyta; Magnoliopsida; Poales; Poaceae. Gene Ontology annotation, molecular function: UDP-glycosyltransferase activity. The record is from RefSeq and is a predicted model, not a curated record. The transcript has a single exon.